This is a messenger RNA of Cryptosporidium ubiquitum, 1338 nucleotides long. RefSeq lists its product as uncharacterized. The transcript has a single exon. NCBI's taxonomy places the organism in Eukaryota, Apicomplexa, Conoidasida, Eucoccidiorida, Cryptosporidiidae. The coding region runs from base 1 to 1338 and encodes 445 amino acids. The record is from RefSeq and is a predicted model, not a curated record.
AUGGGUUCAGGUGGCAGUAGUGCGGAUGAUAAAACAACAACAACCACAACCACUACUACUACCACUACUACCACUACUACCACAAGAAAAACUGAGACUUCAACAACAAGUACAACUACAGAAACGACAACGUCAACCGCUGCAGUAAGUACUACUACGAGAGCUCCUUUAAGUCUUACGGGAAGUAAAUUUUUAAUACCAAGGGAUAAAAAUGAUAUUGAUGACAAUGGGAAAUUAUCAUUUAUUUUUCCCAUAUAUGGCUUAAAAGAAACUAAUAUGAAAAUUGAAAUAUUGAAUGAAAACAAUAUUACAAUAACAACAUUGGAUUUUAAAAGAUGUUGUGCAAAAAUUAUAAACGCAGUUACAGGAUAUUUUGAUACCUUUCAAUAUCCUUCAAAUUGGGAAUCUAUUACUUCAUUGAAUUUGACAAUUGCAUGGACGAAAGUAAUGCUUUAUUUAAUUGUAUCUUCGACAUUAGUUCCUCUUGGGGGCAUAGUUAGCUAUGAAAACCCUUCUCCAUACUCAUUAGUAUUUACCGAUAAUAAUAAAAAUGAAGUUUCCACCACAUGGAAUUUUAAUUUUAAUUUUGACAAUAUUAUAUCUAACUCAUGCACUAUUACAACUCCUGGAAAUAAAUGUAAAAGCGGUUCAGUUAAAUUAGCCUUGGAUAAACCCUUUGCUCCUGAAAAACAAUAUUUGAGAUAUGCAUUUGCUGCUCCUCCAGAAUACUUAUAUCCUGUAACUAUUACACUUUAUUCAUCUGCAUCAUCCCUAGUAUCAAUUAAGUUUUCUAGUGCUAUGGUUGAAAUAAAGUCAGAAACUAAGACAAAUACAAUUACCAUUCCUUCUCCAAUAGAAAGUGGGCAAUGGAUUGCAGGCGAUAUCUUUCUAUUGACCAACUCUGGAUAUAAUUUUUUAAAAAACAAUUCAAACAACUAUCAAUGUUUAUUUAUCACUACAGCCUCCUGUUUCGCUACUCAGUCAACACAAAAAUGGAGGCAGUAUGACCAAAAUUUAGAUCUACUACGCUAUGCAUACAUUAAAGGUACUGAAUACAGAACAAAAAGUAGCGAAUAUAUAAUCAACUCAUCUUCAGAUAGUGGUAAUUUAGAAGAUGAUUCUGAGAGUGAUAUUGUAUAUCUUUUUGUUUCAUACAAUAAUGUUAUUAUUGGAGGUGUUCCUAUUCCUUCUUCUUCAGAUAUAACUGAGUUAAGAAUUACAAGCAGUAAAGAUCUGGUUCCAAUUGCAUACUGGAGGCUAUCCCAAGGAAUGACACCUUCAAUUAAUGUUUCUAGUGAAAUAUUAAAAGGUCUAAUACCGCAAAUUAAAUCGGGAUGA